Truncatella angustata is the source of this 874-nucleotide messenger RNA. RefSeq names its product RmlC-like cupin domain-containing protein. The transcript has a single exon. The record is from RefSeq and is a predicted model, not a curated record. NCBI's taxonomy places the organism in Eukaryota, Fungi, Ascomycota, Sordariomycetes, Amphisphaeriales, Sporocadaceae. The coding region runs from base 101 to 655 and encodes 184 amino acids.
CUUCAAUGAUCGAAUUGUAAUUGCAUACUUUAUCAGAGGACUGAAUUUAGUUAAUAUAGAUCUUCAAAGCCUUGAGCAUUUAUCCAACCUUCAUAGGCUCAUGACAUUGAGAAUGGCUGCUACGUUGACACCCCUCGCAUCAUUGCAUGUGUCCAAAUAUCAAAUUCCAGCGCACAAUCUCCUACCCAACACAUCAAUGCAAAAAAAGCCUUUGUUACAUUAUCAUAGCGUCUUCCCAUCAUCAACCACGCCGUCGGCCAUCGAGUCGCAUCUGGAGUUGGUUGGCGUUGUAGAUCCACAAUGGCGCUUUAGCAUGUACACCACAACGCAUUUCCACAGUACCACUCAUGAAGUCCUCUGUAUCUCACAAGGCAAGGCGACGUUAUGCUUUGGAGGCGAGGAGAAUCCUGGCAAGAUUGAAUUGGAGGCUCAAAGGGGCGAUCUGCUGGUAGUACCAGCAGGCGUGGGACACAGGCUACUGAAAGAGGAUGGCAGUGAGGAUUUCGAAAUGGUCGGCAGUUACCCCAAGGGUUGCAACUGGGAUAUGUGUUAUGGCAAAAAGGGCGAAGAGGCCAAAGUGAAGAGCAUCAAGAAGAUCCCAUGGUUUUCGAGGGACCCGGCAUACGGCGAUCAGGGCCCAGUGCUGGACGUCUAAUGUCAGAAUAGCACAGAAGUCAGGCUCUAGAUUUCACCCUUGCAUGGCUUAUACGCGAAGAAUAAAGGACUCAAGUGAGGCGACUCGCUACAUCACGAUUGGUGACUGUGCUAUGAUCGUGUAAGGUGCUGACGUAUCUGUGCUUGAUAUUUUCAGUACAAAUUUUGACAGGACUGGUCAAUGAGAGCAGACACAUUUUCCCCCCAUGACUGCAGCCCG